AUGUCAGAAAACGCUCACAGAAGAUCAAAGGAUGAUGACCAUGAGCAAGACCGUUUACUUCCAAUAGCCAAUGUUGCACGAAUCAUGAAACGUGGGUUGCCAGAAAAUGCCAAAAUAGCUAAAGAAGCCAAAGAAUGCAUACAAGAAUGUGUAUCAGAGUUUAUCAGUUUUGUUACAUCCGAAGCAAGCGACAGAUGUGCGCAGGAGAAACGCAAGACCAUCAAUGGUGAGGAUAUUUUGUGGGCAAUGCAUUCACUUGGGUUUGAAACAUAUACAGAGACACUCCGAGUGCACUUGCAAAAGUACCGUGAGGUAAGUUGCUGA
This is a messenger RNA of Batrachochytrium dendrobatidis JAM81, 324 nucleotides long. RefSeq lists its product as uncharacterized. The record is from RefSeq and is a predicted model, not a curated record. Gene Ontology annotation, biological process: regulation of transcription by RNA polymerase II. The coding region runs from base 1 to 324 and encodes 107 amino acids. NCBI's taxonomy places the organism in Eukaryota, Fungi, Chytridiomycota, Chytridiomycetes, Rhizophydiales. Gene Ontology annotation, cellular component: CCAAT-binding factor complex; nucleus. The transcript is spliced from 2 exons. Gene Ontology annotation, molecular function: protein heterodimerization activity; RNA polymerase II cis-regulatory region sequence-specific DNA binding; DNA-binding transcription activator activity, RNA polymerase II-specific.